Molecule: messenger RNA, 6895 nt
Organism: Pyrgilauda ruficollis (rufous-necked snowfinch)
Lineage: Eukaryota; Metazoa; Chordata; Aves; Passeriformes; Passeridae
Gene: SBNO2
Product: strawberry notch homolog 2
Exons: 32
Coding region: 265-4482 (1405 amino acids)
Biological process (GO): regulation of DNA-templated transcription
Cellular component (GO): nucleus
Molecular function (GO): chromatin DNA binding; histone binding
Source: RefSeq, a predicted model, not a curated record
UCUCUGUGUGCUGCUGCUGCCGCUGAGGGCUGGGUUUUGCUCUCCCAGCCCUCUCCCAACACGAGUGCUGGGACCGGGAGCCUCGUCUCUGGGGAUUUGCCAUAACAGCGGAAGCUGCUGCUUGGUCGGAGUAUGUUUGCCCAGGACAUGGUGCAGGGUGAAGAGCACAGUUAAAGACGCUGCCACCACCCGUCACUCCACAGCCUGUCCCACCCUCCUGAGGACUCCAUGAGGCAGGACACGGGCUGAUGCUCUCACCCCACCAUGGAUGGGGGGAACAGCUUCCCACAGCACCAGCAGCCGGGCGAUGCCGUCCGCGGCAUCCCUGGCCUCCGCUCCCAGCUCGCCGUGCCGGAUGUGGAGAAUUCCAUGCUGGCCGCCGACUCAUGGAGCAGCUGCUACCCAGUCUCUUUCCCAACCUCAUCUUUCCCAAGUGAAAACCAGCAAUAUUUUAGCCCCCCUCAGGAUUUUUAUAUGGAUUCCAUCAGCAGACCACAUUUCUUGGAUACAAACUAUGCAGCUGUGGACCCCACUGACUUCUUACAAAAAAAUGGGGAUUUUCCUCAGGAUUCUUCAUACCUCGAUGAGCUCUCCAACAACAACUCCCUCUUCUCGUCCCCCGCGGAUUCCCUGUCGGACAUCGCGGAUCCCAAGGACUUCCUGCCCGCCGACAGCCUGAGCCACGUGCCAACGCUCUGGGAUGUGAACACGCCGCAGCAGAACCAGAUCGAGCUGUUCUCACCCAGCACUCCGUUCCCUGGCCUGAACAGCUCCAGUGACCACGUUCCUGCUGUCCCCAACACCCCACUCCUCAUCAGCUACCAGUCUCAGGCUCCUGCAGAGGAGGAAGAUGAAGGUGAGGAGGAAGAAACAGAAGAGUUGGGGCAGACAGAGACGUAUGCAGAAUAUAUCCCUUCAAAGUCCAAGAUUGGGAAGCACCAUCCUGACCUGGUGGUUGAGACGAGCACCCUGUCCAGCGUCCCCCCACCUGACAUUACCUACAGCCUUUCCCUGCCCUGCUCUGUGGCUGACAAAGGCUCCCUGUCUGCACUACAGCUGGAAGCCAUCAUCUAUGCCUGCCAGCAACAUGAAGUUUUAUUGCCCAAUGGGCAGCGAGCUGGGUUUCUGAUCGGGGACGGUGCUGGAGUUGGGAAGGGCAGGACCGUCGCAGGCAUCAUCUUUGAAAAUUAUCUUAAAGGGAGGAAAAAAGCUCUGUGGUUCAGCGUCUCCAAUGAUCUCAAGUACGAUGCUGAGAGGGACCUGAAGGACAUCGAGGCCUCCCACAUUCCUGUGCAUGCUCUGAACAAGAUUAAAUAUGGUGACACAGCUACCUCAGAAGGAGUCCUCUUUGCCACCUACUCGGCGCUGAUCGGUGAAAGCCAGGCCGGGGGACAGCACAGGACGCGCUUAAAACAGAUUUUGGAGUGGUGCAGGGAAAACUUUGAGGGAGUUAUUGUGUUUGAUGAAUGCCACAAAGCCAAAAACGCCAGCUCUACCAAAAUGGGCAAAGCAGUGCUGGACCUGCAGAACAAGCUGCCUCGAGCAAGGGUUGUCUAUGCCAGUGCCACAGGUGCCUCAGAGCCAAAAAACAUGAUUUACAUGAGCCGCCUGGGGAUCUGGGGGGAGGGAACCCCAUUCCGAGCCUUCGAUGAGUUCCUGCACGCCAUUGAGAAGAGGGGAGUCGGCGCCAUGGAGAUCGUGGCCAUGGACAUGAAGGUCAGUGGGAUGUACAUUGCUCGGCAGCUCAGCUUCACUGGGGUGACCUUCAGGAUUGAGGAGAUCCCUCUGGACGAGCAGUACAAGGCUGUCUACGACAAGGCAGCCAAGCUGUGGGCAGAGGCCUUGAUGGUGUUCCAGCAGGCAGCUGACUGCAUCGGGCUGGAGUCUCGGAAGUCGCUGUGGGGUCAGUUCUGGUCGGCUCACCAGCGCUUCUUCAAGUACCUCUGCAUCGCUGCCAAGGUGCGGCGCCUCGUGGAGCUGGCCCAGGAGGAGCUGGCCAGGGACAAGUGCAUUGUCAUCGGCCUGCAGUCCACGGGGGAGGCUCGCACCAGGGAGGUCUUGGACGAGAACGAUGGGCACCUCAACUGCUUUGUCUCUGCUGCAGAAGGCGUCUUUCUAUCACUAAUUCAGAAGCACUUUCCUUCAAACAAAAGAAAGAGAGAAAAAGGAACUGUCAUUAAAAGAAAACGGCGUCCGAGGGGCCGCUGCCCCAAGGCUCUGCGGGGCCCGUGUGACCAAGGGGUUGUCAUCAAGAUCAGCGAUGACAGCAGCACCGACUCCGACAUGGGGCUGGACAGCGACCUCACCUCCUCCCCGGAGUCCCUGUUAGAGACAGACGACGUCAUCUUCGUGGAUCACACGUUCAGCGAGGACAGGGGAGGUUUCCACAUGCUGCCUUCCCAGAAAGAGCUGCACGGCCUGAGAGAGCUGAAGGUCGAAAAGAUGAAACAGGACCUCCUAGCAAAAGUGAAAGCACUGGGCAAAGAGCUACCUCUCAACACCUUGGAUGAACUGAUUGAUUAUUUUGGGGGCCCAGAGAACGUGGCUGAGAUGACGGGCCGGAAGGGACGGGUGGUUCGCAGGCCCGACGGCUCCGUCGUGUUUGAGUCGCGCGCCGAGCAAGGGCUCUCCAUAGACCACGUCAACCUGAAGGAGAAGGAGCGUUUCAUGCAGGGGGAAAAGCUCGUAGCGAUAAUCUCAGAGGCCUCCAGCUCAGGGAUCUCCCUCCAAGCAGACAGACGGGUGAAGAACCAAAAGCGCCGGGUGCACAUGACCCUGGAGCUGCCCUGGAGUGCAGACCGGGCCAUCCAGCAGUUCGGCCGAACGCACCGAUCCAACCAGGUCUCUGCUCCCGAGUACGUGUUCCUGAUCUCAGAGCUGGCAGGGGAGAGGAGGUUUGCAUCCAUCGUGGCAAAACGCCUGGAGAGCCUGGGUGCCUUAACUCACGGGGACCGACGGGCCACCGAGUCCCGAGACCUCAGCAAGUACAACUUCGAGAACAAGUACGGGGCCAAAGCCCUGGACGAGGUCCUGCACACGAUCCUCAACCACGCAGAGAGCAGGGUUCCUGUGCCCAGGAGCUACAAGAGAGGGGAGGACAUCUUUUUCCAUGAAAUGAAGCAAGGGCUCCUCUCCGUGGGCAUCGGCUGCAGCCAGAUGAAGUAUGGCACUGCCUCCAUGGAGAAGGACUGCUCCAUCACCAAAUUCCUGAACCGCAUCCUGGGCCUGGAGGUGGACAAGCAGAACGUGCUCUUCCAGUAUUUUUCUGACACCUUUGAGUACCUGAUCGAGAAGGACAAGAAGGAGGGCAAAUAUGACAUGGGCAUCCUUGAUUUAGCCCCGGGAGUGGAUGAGAUCUACGAGGAGAGCAAGGAGAUUUUCCUGACCCCGGGGCACCCGCAGGACGGGCAGGUUGUGUUCUACAAGAUCAGCGUUGACAGAGGCUUAAAGUGGGAGGAAGCCUAUGAGAAGUCGCUCAAACUGACAGGAACCUUUGAUGGGUUCUACCUCUCCUACAAGGUGCGAGGCAGCAAAUACACCUGUCUGCUGGCAGAGCAGUGCCGUGGGAAGAACUUCAUCCUCUACAAGCCAAAUAUUGGGAAGCAAAGCCAGCUUGAGAGCCUGGACAGUCUGCAGAAGAAAUACCGACGGGUGGUGCCCGAGGAAGCCAAGGAGCACUGGGAGAGCAGCUACCACUUCUCCUUGAAGAACUGUAACCACGCCGUGUGGAACAAGAGCUGCAAGCUGAUCCAGGAGGGGAAGGAAUGCUUCCAGGGCAUGCGCCUGAGGCACUAUUACAUGCUGUGCGGGGCCCUGCUGCGCGUGUGGAGCAGGAUCGCCGGCGUCAUGGCAGACAUCACCAGCAGCAGCUACCUGCAGAUCGUGCGCCUCAAGACCAAGGAGAAGAAGAAACAAGUUGGGAUAAAGAUCCCCGAGAGCUGCGUGCACAGGGUGCGGGAGGAGCUGAAGCAGAUGGACGAGGACGUGAAGCGGAAGCAGAGCCGGCUGCUCCAGGCCCAGGAGCAGAGCUCACCCUUCUCCCUGCCACUGCACAUCCUGCCAGGGCCUGGGCUGCCCCUGCCCUCCCUGUGCCAGGAUGAGAUCCUGGACUUGACCUACAGCCCUCCCAGCAACAGCAUUCCUGACUUGGUGUUGAACCCAGAGACCAGAGAGCUCUGCUUCUCCUCGGAGCCCCCCCUGCAGCCCCAGCAGCAGCACGGAUUGUCCUUUGGCUUUGGCCACGCUCCUGGCCUGGAGCACAGCACAGCCCCCGGCCCCUCACUGCACGAGCCCCCUGCCCUGCUGCCCCCAGCCCCCCUGCAGCAGCCACAGGAGGAUUUUCUCCAGCAAGACGGGAAUAUCAAUUUUAGAGAGAUCCUGGAGGACAUGCUGAGGACGCUCCACGUGCCCUCCCAGGAGAACAUGCUGCCCCCGGAGCGUCAGAGCGUGAUCCAGUUCAGUGGGCCUUUCCCAGACUUCUGAAUGCCAGCUGGGAAUGCUGCUGUGGAUCUGUGUUCUCUGGUGCAGAGGUGAGAUCUGAGGAGCCCUGACUUUUCUACUGGUUUGGACUGGCUCUGCUCUGGUUUUGAGGGAAGAAAAAGCCUGGAGUUCUUAAAGCGAAUUUUAUUUAUAUCUAAUAUCUAGUCAGGCGUGUGCAGGUUUGUAUGGAACGUGCCCAGGGGGAGCUGAGCGGGUCCUGCUGGGCUGAGGGGCUCUGCUGGCUUGAGUCCUGCUCACAGGUCAGCACCCAAGUGGGACUGAGGGGAGACCCCUCCUGUGCCCACCCCCUGCAGACUACUGAGUGUCCGAGCCUUCCCCAGCCCUCCAGCCCAGGAGGGUCAUGGCCAGGCUCUGGAAUGACCUGCUGACCAUUGCUGGUCAGUUAGGGAAGAAUGGGAGUUCAGCCCCCAGCUUGGGCUGCCCCAGCGCUGCUGCGGACCCUGGGGCUGUGCUGGGAUGAAGGGCAAGGGAAUGUUGUCCCAGAGGAGCUGGGAGAUGCUGAGCUCAGGUGUCCUCUGGCAGGGCUGAGCAGGUGUAGUGAGAGAUCCAAAACUGCCUGUGCUGCCCUUUUGGGAAGGGACCUUGAGCUGCCUGAGCUCCAUGGGAGUAGCCAGAGCUGGCUGCAGCCCACGGACAGAGUUCAGCCUGUCAGAGUUCAGCCACACCAGGAUCAGCAGGAUUCUCCAGAGCAGAAGUGACACAUGUCCCCUUGUCCUGCACUUUAACCUCACCAGGUCGCCGUGACCAGAUGUGCUUUGGCCAGUUUCCUGCUGUCACAUGUUGUCCCUUCACCUGGACGUCUCGCUGGUCCUGCCACUGUCCUUGGCUGGGCCAUGGACCCCGCUCCAGGGGUCUGGGUCAGGGCAGCCCAGCCGGGUUGUGCAGUGUCAUUGUCACUGCUGGGGUGUGGUGUCUUUGCAGUGCCCAGGAUGUGCAGUGUCAUUGUCACUGCUGGGGUGUGGUGUCUUUGCAGUGCCCAGGAUGUGCGGAGUCACUGUUCAGGGUGUGCAGUGUCAGUGUCACUGCCUGAAAUAUGCAGUGUUGUUGUCAUUGCCCAGGACGUGCAGUGUCAGUGGCACUGUUCAGGGUGUGCAGUGUCACUGUCACCGCCCGGGAUUUGCAGUUUGGCUGCUCCUGCUGCAACCUCCCCCUCGGAUACCAAAGAACAAAGGCUGCUUUGCAAAGCACUGCCCCACCCCCUGCUGCCUCCACCCCAGGACAGAGGGCAUCAAAGCCUUUCCUAAAAGUGGCACCGGGAUGAUUUCAGGCAAGAACCUGGGACCAUCCCUGGCUGGCCUGGCCCUUCCUCAGAGAGCCCUUGGGGAGGGGGGUACUCUGUGCCCUAACAGGGCAGUCUUGAGGGGGCUUCACAGUGCCUGCUCCUCUGGGCAGACACUGUCACCCCCAUGUCCCCCCAGGGCUCAGGGACUGGCCCAGUGCCCUGUUUGCCGUUGGGAAUUGCUCUGGGUCCAUGUCCAAGUGUUGUGCUCUGGCUGUGGCAGGAGCUGACCCCGACACCCCGAGGUCUCAGACCUGCCCUGCUGCCACACAAGUGGGCUCAGUUUGAGGCUACUCUGGUCCCUGAAUUUCGUUUUGGGGGGGCCUGUCCUUACCCCCUCCCUAGCUGGCACCAGCCUCUUAGCACCAGGCCAGGCUCAAUCCCCGCAGUCGGGGCCACAUUUCACCUCCUUACCUCAAAGUGAUCACCAAAGAUGGGGGAGCCACCUGUGCCCCCCCAAAGCCCUGCUGCUGCCCCGGGGGCUCCUGCUCUCCCCCAGCUCUGCUUCUCUCGACCCCAGCAGCCUUCCCCAGGCCCAGGCAGAGCCAGGCUUCCCCUCUCCACACCCUCCCCUAUUUAAAGCACUGCUUGCUUGGGGCCGAAUUCCCAACAAUGAGGGAAAAGAUCGCCGGGAAAACCCAGCUCAAAGAGGUUUAAACUCAGGAAUAGCAAGGGGGAAUUCCCUGCUGGACACCCUCUGCUGUCACCGGAGCCUUAACCUGGUGGCUUUGACCUUAACUUUAAAAUAUAUGCAAUCUUCCCUCCCCGCUCUCUGGAAAGGCAGAGACCACCUUCAAGGAAUCCCUUUCCUGCCCCGAUCCCAUGUUUUGUCAGGGUUAAUAAUAUGUAAUGUUACCUUUUAACUAAAUUAUUCUGCAGUUGUCCUACUGAUUGUAUUUUUAAUGAGUCCCUGUUUUCUUCCCUGACACCUUUGUGUUGGCACUUUUUAAUCUGCUUGUUGUUUGCCCUUGUUUCUAUGUAUAUUUAUAAUUAAGUUGUAUAUAUGUAAAGAGAUUUUUUAGAAUAUGUGCCUUGGACUAAUAAUUCCUGAAUUUUCUACUUGCCUCAGAAGGAUAAUUUUUCACUCUGCUCAGUAAAAAUGGAACAGAAGCCACA